AUGGGAAAAUAUUCUGACCUAUGCCCCCGCGGCGCCCACCCACACCUCUAUGGCCAUUUCAUACAGAGAGAGUACAACCUGGGCCCGGUAUUCUACCUUAGCUCCUGGCCGUUCGGUGCAGAUAUGCUAGUGGUUCAGGAUCCAGAGCUCGCGCAGCAGGUCACGACACAGCUCUUCCUCCCUAAACAUAAGAGUUUAAAAGACAUUAUCUACGCAUUAUCAGGCGAGAACAAUAUGCUCACGUUAGAAGGCGCUGAGUGGAAGAGAUGGAGAUCCAUUUUCAAUCCGGGCUUUUCUGCGGCGAAUCUGAUGACGCUCGUUCCCGGCAUCGUAGAUAGCGCAGCUGUCUUCGCCGAUGUGCUUAAUAGACACGCUCAAAAGGGCGACGUGUUCCCCCUUGAGGAAGCCGCCACUAAAGUCACUGUGGAUAUCAUAGGCAAAGUCGUACUUGACCACUCGUUUAAUUCCCAGGAGACCAACAACGAGCUCGUCGAAGCGUUCUUGAGCCAAGUCCGCUGGACGCCCGCCCUCUUACCGGCCAACCCACUGGAUCCCCUCAAUCCAAUGCGGCCAUUUAUGCAAAGGUACAACAAAUGGCGUAUGGACCGCUACCUCAACAGGCUACUUGACGAACGCUUUGCCUCACGAGCAGGGGCCCAAUCUCGAAAGCCGAGAAAGAAAACCGUCAUAGACCUAGCCCUCCAGUCUUACCACGAUCCUUCCGAAGGCGAAGAGAGGACCAAAGAAGACCCCAGCGAAGAAAGCCCCCAACACAUGGACCCGACCUUCCGGUCCUACGCACUCGACCAGCUCAAACUCUUCGUCUUCGCGGGCCACGACACGACCAGCAGCACCAUUUGCUACGCCCUGCAUCUCCUCUCGACCCACCCCUCCUGCCUGUCCGCCAUCCGCGCAGAGCACGACUCUGUCUUCGGGCCCGACACCUCCCAGACCGCCGAACUCAUUAAAACUUCCCCGCACCUCCUGAACGCCCUGCCUUACACUCUCGCCGUCAUCCGCGAAGUUCUGCGUCUCUACCCGCCCGCCUCGAGCGUACGGCGCGGCCUCCCAGGCGUGUAUCUCCAUGACCCGAAGAGCGGCGAGAAGUACCCGACGGACGGGUUCCUGGUGUGGGUGCAUGCGCUGGGUAUGCACCGCAGCCCCGAUCUCUGGGGUCCGGACGCCCAGGCGUUUAAACCUGAGCGGUUCCUGCUCGAGAACGCGGCGAGUGUGCCUAAGGACGCGUGGAGGCCGUUUGAGAAGGGGCCGAGGAACUGUAUUGGGCAGGAGUUAGCGCUGCUGGAGGCGAGGAUUAUUCUUGUCAUGACUGUUAGGAGGUUCGAUGUUCGUGCGGCGUAUGAGACCCUUGGAGGAGGGAAGGAGGUGAAGCGAGAAACGCCAGAGGGAUUGCGGAAAUGGGUUGAGGAGGGGCUGGUGUAUGAUGUCUGGGCUGAUGAGGCGUACCAGCAGCUGAGGGCUACGGCGAAGCCGGCGGAGGGGAUGCCGGUGCGGGUAAUGAACAGGAUGAACGUCCUAGGAUCUGCGUAA
Molecule: messenger RNA, 1548 nt
Organism: Coniosporium apollinis CBS 100218
Lineage: Eukaryota; Fungi; Ascomycota; Dothideomycetes
Exons: 2
Coding region: 1-1548 (515 amino acids)
Molecular function (GO): iron ion binding; oxidoreductase activity, acting on paired donors, with incorporation or reduction of molecular oxygen; heme binding
Source: RefSeq, a predicted model, not a curated record